ACUUAUGUGUGAUGGUUGGUCAGGACCAACUAGAAAACACAUUAUAAACUUUUUAGUUUAUUGCGAUAGAGGCACCGUGUUUCAUAAAUCAGUUGAUGCCUCUGAUGUGCCAAGCAGAACAGCUGAAUAUUAUUUCAGAUUAAUGGAUGAGGUGGUUGAAGAAAUUGGAGAGGAGAAUGUUGUCCAAGUAGUGACUGAUAAUGAAGCUGCAAUGAAGGCAGGAGGAAAAUUAUUAAUGCAGAAGAGGCCCAAUCUCUAUUGGACAGCAUGUGCAGCUCAUUGCAUAGACCUUAUUCUUGAAGAUAUUGGUAAGAAAAGUAACGUGAAGAAGGUCUUAGAAGAUGCAAGAACAAUAACCUCAUUUAUUUACAACCACACAUGGACAGUGAAUUUCAUGAAGAAAUUCACAAAUAAUAGAGAGUUACUUCGCCCUGCCAUCACUCGAUUUGCCACAAAUUUCAUUGCUUUGGAGACUAUUGUCAGGCAUAAACAAGCACUAAGGGAAAUGUUUACAUCUGAUGCUUGGAAAAACUCAAGGUUUGGAAUGGCAAAAUCAGGCCCAGCAUAUGAUUCGAAGAAAAUUAUCUUAGGCAAAGAGUUUUGGCAAAAGGCCUCUGAUAUAAUUAAAGUGCAAGAACCCUUGGUGAAAGUUCUUAAAUUGGUUGAUGGUGAUGAAAAACCAACCAUGGGCUUCAUAUACGAGGCAAUUGAUAGGGCGAAGUUGGCCAUUCAAAAAGAUUGCCGGUUUUACAAAGACUAUUGGAAAAUUAUUGACAACAGGUAGAGUUUUCAGUUGCACCAAGAUUUGCACGCUGCUGGUAAGUGUAAAUCAAAUACAAUUUCUUAUUAUUUUAACUUUUAAAUUAUGCAUGGUUGCAUUAGAAAACUAUUGAUUAAUAUGUUUCUAAAUUUAAUUGUAGGGUAUUUUUUGAACCCACAAUUUCUUUAUGGUGCCCCACCCUCUCCUGAAGUUGCUAGAGAAGUCAUGGAUGGAGUUAAAAAAGUGAUAACCAAGUUGGUACCCGAUAUAGAUACUCAAAUUCGGGCUAUUAAUCAAUUGUUGCUAUAUCGAGAUAGGCAAGAGACUUUUGGAACCCCGUUGGCUCAAAGGGCAGUAAAACAAACAAAUCCUGGUAAAUAUGGCUAUAUAGCUAAAUAAUAGAGAAUUACUCUAUUUUCUCUCUUUGUGUUCAAAUUUGACUUUUGAAAUACGCUAUACUAACAUAAAACUCUUUUUAAUUAUUCAUGCAGCUGAAUGGUGGAUUCAUUAUGGCUUGUGUGCUCCUGAGCUCCAAAGAAUAGCAAUUAGAGUUCUUAGCCAGACCACAUCAGCUUCGAACUGUGAGCGUAA
Messenger RNA from Malania oleifera, 1351 nucleotides. RefSeq lists its product as uncharacterized. NCBI's taxonomy places the organism in Eukaryota, Viridiplantae, Streptophyta, Magnoliopsida, Santalales, Ximeniaceae. The record is from RefSeq and is a predicted model, not a curated record. Bases 5 to 784 code for a protein of 259 amino acids. The transcript has 3 exons.